Molecule: messenger RNA, 1821 nt
Organism: Loxodonta africana (African savanna elephant)
Lineage: Eukaryota; Metazoa; Chordata; Mammalia; Proboscidea; Elephantidae
Gene: IQANK1
Product: IQ motif and ankyrin repeat containing 1
Exons: 13
Coding region: 1-1662 (553 amino acids)
Biological process (GO): regulation of barbed-end actin filament capping
Cellular component (GO): cytoplasm; nucleus
Molecular function (GO): protein binding
Source: RefSeq, a predicted model, not a curated record
AUGGUCAGGCAUGCAUGCCCUCUGCAGACCGUGCCGUGGGACCCCCCUGGAGGCCAGCAUGCGAGGGUCAGGGUCAGCCUCCUGUGUGUGGCCAAGGGCACAGGGUGGGGUGUGGCCGAAUCUGCUCUGACUGCGAAGGACAGGGCGGCCACCGUUAUCCAGUGUGCUUUCCGGGGGCUCCUGGCCAGGCGGGAGCUGGUGCGCCGGCAGCAGGAACAGCAGGAACACCUGGAGCAGAUGGAGAAGCUGCAGAGGGAGGCCUUCCUGGCCAUGGUGCGCCGGGAGCAGGAAGCUGCACGGCGGCGGCGAGAAGAGGAAGAGGCUGCGCAGCGGAGGCGCCGUGAGGACAUGCAGCGUCGCCACCGCCUGCUGGAGGCAGCCUUCGACGGCAACGUGGGCGAGAUCCGGGCGGUGCUGAAGGAGGUGGAGGACCUGCUGACCAGCGAGGGCGUGGGCCACGACGAGGCCGGCCAGGCGCGGCGGCUGCAGAGGUGCGUGGAAAUGGUGGAGUGUGAGGACAGCAACCACAACACGCCGCUGUCGGAGGCGGCUGCGGGCGGGCAGCCACAGGCCAUACAGCUGCUGGCGGAGCGAGGUGCCAGCCCCAACAGCAAGGGCGCCUUUGGCCGGACCCCGCUGUACCGAGCUGCCUUCGGGGGCCACCUGGAGGCGGUGGAGGUGCUGCUGAAGCUCGGAGCCGACCCCCGGAUCUACGCUGACGAUGGGAACACCCCGGAGCAGGUGGCCUCUCUGGACGCGGUGGUCAGCGUGCUGCAGUCGUGGGACCCGAGCCUCACCGAAGCCAUGCUGCGGAACAUGGAGGCGGAGCGGCAGCGCCGCGCGCAGGAGGCGCAGCGGCACACGGAGGCGGAGGCUCAGCGGUGCGCGAGGGCGGGCCGGGGCGCCCUUAAUUUCAGGGUGCAGCAGCUGACCCAGGAGCAGCAGCAGCGCCACAAGGAGCUGCAGCAGGCCUACUGUGAGCUCAACCGGCGGAUCAUGGAGCACGACAAGUGUGAGCGGAGGCAGAUGGGCAGAGCCGAGCUCACGCUGCAGGCCGUCAAAGACGCAGAGGCCCAAGUGGACAGACUGCGGCGGGAGGCCCAGAAGGCCGAGGAGACGCUGGCUAUGGCCAGGCUGGCACUGCGGGAGCAGACCCGAGAGGAGGAAGAGGUUCCUGGGCUGAAGUGCCAGGUGGCUGAGUUGCACGAUGUGCUGAUAAAAGAUGUGGGCGACCGCAUCCGCAACGACGGCCGGUGGCCUCUUGUCAUCGAUCCUUCAGGCCAGGCGGCCACUUUCCUGCGCUACCAGGACACUAACUACUUGGACACGAUGAACCCAGAGCACCUGCGUCCGGAGAGGAUGCGGCUGGCUCUGCUAGGGGCACUCAGGUACGGGAAGCCGCUGGUGUUCGAUCUAGGCGCGGUGGACAUGUUCCCGGUGGUAGAGCGGCAGCUGGAGGAAGUGCAAGAGCGGUACCUGUCGCUGCUGCGCCCUGCCGAUGGGCCCGAGUACGGCCCCACCCAGUUCCAGGCGGCGCGCCUGGCUCACUUCCACCUCUUCUUUGUCACCAAGGCGCAGUGGCCGCCGGUGGAACAGCUCCAGGCGCUGCUCCCGGUGCGCGUGCUGCUGCCUACCACGAGCCUCCAGCACCCGCCCCAGUAAAGCGCCUGGCUCCACGUUGCUGCGCCACUCUGCAUGUGCCGGGGACCGCGCAUGUCCGUGAUUGCGGGCGGGCAGAGGGCGCCUGCCCGGUUCAGCCAGGCUGGACUAAGGCUGAACACUGGUUUGCAGGGCACUUGGGGAGUUAUGUCUGCAGAGUCC